Molecule: messenger RNA, 794 nt
Organism: Suillus plorans
Lineage: Eukaryota; Fungi; Basidiomycota; Agaricomycetes; Boletales; Suillaceae
Exons: 2
Coding region: 91-609 (172 amino acids)
Source: RefSeq, a predicted model, not a curated record
GUUUGUUUUCGGCAUACUUAUCACAUGUUCUUGCGUCACAAAAAGUCUAUAUAAUAUUGACCUUGCUUUGCAAGGUAAUUCAUCUUGAACAUGUCUCAACAAUUACAAAGCCUUGAUGGAGCGAUGUCUAGCAUGCAGCUUGGUGAAGCCAAGCAAGACGAGCAGCGCGAUUCUGGACGUACCAAACCGUCCAAGCCAAACCGUAUCAAUAUAACCCUUCCACCUCCGCAACGUAAUGCUCAAAUGUACGGUUACUACAUAUCUCAGAAGUCCCUUUAUGAGGCUGCUUGUUCCCUCCUCGCCAAGCUACAUCCUGACCUUUCCGAAACCAAGGCCAGGACCAACGCCAGAGUGAACCCCAGUUACAGCUUCAAAAAGACCUUCCACAUUCAAUCGCUGUCAACGGCAUAUGCCAUCCUGCCUCCCGGACAGGCAGUUCCAGCGGAAUACAUAGUUGAUGGUUUCGGUCUCGUGCUGUACAUCUUCAACGACCAGCCAGACAGUUAUCAUCGGCGCCCUACUCAGAAACAGGUUGAUGAACUCACUAGGUUCAUGGGCAGAGAGCCACAGUGGUUGGUAGACGUUUCGCCAGCAAGGUUCUGCAGAUGAAUUAUUGGAUUCGCGGAGGAACCAUGACGAGGCUGGACUAGGGGUCAAGCUCGAUGUAGUAUGUAUCGUCUAAGUAUGCAAUGUGCAUGUGGGUACUGGUUUUAUCGCAUAAACAACCAACCGUUCAGGCUGUUGCUUAACCUCACGGGUUUUCACAGCUGGAUGAACAGUGAAUCGUCGUUCGA